UCCGUGUUCCUUACUCCAUUUCCCCUUUUCUUCCACACAGCUAUGAGUUUACUUCCCAUCUGAUUCCCUCUUUAUUCAGUAGAAGUCAAUUUCAUUUUCAGUUUUGUGCUUCUGAUGUACAGGGCUGAGAAAGAUUCGUAAUAAGUCAGAUGCGCCAGGCGUUGUUUCUAAUGAAUUUCGGUUCAAUCGAACCAUUUAUUUUUCAUCAUUCCGUACUUACCGUUCAUUGUUAGCAACCACAUAUCGUUUUUUGGUCUCCAUAACUCCUCCUUUGUCUUCGAAGUGUGCUAGUGAGAGCAUUCAGAAAGAUUCAUGUUAGAAAAAAUAAAAGCAAAGCUAGUGCUUUAUCCUUGUUAUUUUAUGGAGUUCUGCCUCUUGUGGAAUUUCCAAUUUUAGGAAAAUCAUAUUUUCAUUCUCUCUUAUUCUUCUUGCUCCGUAGGUUCUUUGAGUGUAGAGUAUUUGUAACUUUUAGGCUUGUUAAGGGCAGCUUAAUAGCAUUAGCGUCAUAGUGCAAAGACUAUACAAUUUCAAAAUUCUUGGAAAAAUAUGGCCUGAUUUUGAAGAAAAUAACAACCGCUGAUAUUUUUGUUGAGUCUUAUAUAAACCUUUACAUGGUAGACAAGAUCUAGCGUCCAAUUUAUUUAUUGAUGUCCUUUGCCGGGUUUCUUUGUGUGGUCGGAGUGAGCUGAAGUUUCAGGAAAGCUAACUAAUUCAUGGAAGACGUAAACCUUUUACAUUGCCAUGGCAACCUCAAUCAGACAUCCUCCGUAUCGGAUUACAACCUCGGGGAAGAAGGGGAUCUCUUCAAGGCUCCUGAACCAGUAAUUCAAGAACCAUUGAUUGGCCUUGAUCCAAUGACAGCUGCCAUUUCAAUGAUUUCUUGCGGAGAAAACAUUAUCUCCCCCGAUGCACUGACAGCUUCCGCCAUUGAAUCAUCAAUUGAGAGUGGGCAACUCCUUAGUGAGGUCUACUAUGAAUGCAAGAAGGAUAUUUUGGCUAAAGAUGCAACAGUAACACCACUCUCUGACAUCAUGGAUAUCAAAGUUCCGACUGUGAAGACCGACAAACUCCCAAUUUCUGAUGAAAAAAUGCUUCCCGAGGGUCUGUUCCAGAAAAGUGUAAGUUCUGGUUGCCUAUCAUCGAUGGACUGGAUACGUGAUGCUCCACUGAGACCGAAUUUUCUGAUUCCUGGCAUGGACUUGGGGGAAGUUUACGGGAUGCGAAGAGCAUUCAGUGAGGGAGACAUAAAGACUCUUGGUAAUGGUAAUGUAAGCCUCCUACCAUCCCCAGUUGGACAAUCGCAGAUUAUAGGCAGUUGCACUUCUGAAGGGCGCAAGGAGAAGCUAUCUAGAUACUGGAGUAAGAAGAGUAAGAGGAAUUUUGGCAGAAAAAUCAAGUAUGCCUGCAGGAAGGCCCUAGCCGACAGCCAACCAAGAAUCCGGGGAAGAUUUGCAAAGACAGAAGAAAUAGGCACUCCCAAGAAGCAAUAACUCCGAGCAGGAUGAAAAAAUAUAGGAAGGCAGUAGGUAGAACUGAUGCUGUAAUGAAAGAGAUCCAUGGUAAUGUUAGCUAUUAUAAUUUAAGUCUAUGCAGGAUCUAGAAAUAAGCUGGGAUUUAGUUGAUUUCUUGCUAAGUGAAAUAAUCUGUAGAUCUAAUGUUCAACUGGAGUUGUAUAUACCGUUUGUUCAAUAAAAAUAUUUUUAUAUAUUAAAUAAA
Molecule: messenger RNA, 1716 nt
Organism: Olea europaea var. sylvestris
Lineage: Eukaryota; Viridiplantae; Streptophyta; Magnoliopsida; Lamiales; Oleaceae
Exons: 4
Coding region: 714-1490 (258 amino acids)
Biological process (GO): regulation of flower development
Cellular component (GO): nucleus
Molecular function (GO): protein binding
Source: RefSeq, a predicted model, not a curated record